Orussus abietinus is the source of this 3187-nucleotide messenger RNA. RefSeq names its product N-acetyltransferase ESCO2 (gene eco). Bases 162 to 2684 code for a protein of 840 amino acids. Gene Ontology annotation, cellular component: chromatin; nucleus. Lineage: Eukaryota; Metazoa; Arthropoda; Insecta; Hymenoptera; Orussidae. The record is from RefSeq and is a predicted model, not a curated record. Gene Ontology annotation, biological process: mitotic sister chromatid cohesion. The transcript has 6 exons. Gene Ontology annotation, molecular function: protein-lysine-acetyltransferase activity.
GCGAAAUUACAUGAAAAAGCGAGUAUUCACCGAGAUUCCCAACCGUUCUUUUGCUCGGCGCCGAAUACUUCGUUGAUUUCGGUUGUUAUUUGCGCGUCAUUUCCAUUUUGAAUUCCUUGAAAGAAAAACGAGCACAUUGGAGACCUAGCAUAACAGGCAUAAUGCUGUCCAAUGACAGUGGUCACUGCGACUCUGCAUCUACCCCACGAAGAGUACAAAAACGUCUCUUCGUUCCAGGAACUAGUUCUAGCAAGAAAAAAUUAUUCCAAGAAGACAGUCCAGUGAAUUCCGACGCUACUUCAGAAGAUUCCGAUUUAGGUCAUAUGUCACCAUUGGCCGUAACCGAUCAAAGUCCUACCAGUAUUGGAAGCUCUCCUGGUCGAGAAUUUCAAUCUCCUGUAGUUACUCCGAGUACCACACCAAGGUCUCGACGUUCUAUGUCGUGGGAUCGUUUGAUGCCAAACGUUGAACAGAAAUGCCUUGAGACAUUAUCACCUUUCAGUGCUCUUAAAAGACUGACUCUAGUUACUAGGUCCUCUCCAAGACGGAAAAUAAUUUUAAACUCUCCCAAGUCAGGUUCUCUGACAACUCCAACCAAAGCAAACUUUGAUAAUUCAUUAUCUCCUCUGAAUAAUGUAGCGCCAUUAUUUGCAACAGAAAAUCAAAUCCCAGAUAUACCACAGAGACACCUCGGUACACCCCAGAAAAGUUCUGAGCCUAAUUCAGAAGUCAAUAUGGUGUCAGAGACUCCUUCCAAGGAAGAGAGUCCCUUGCAAAGAUUAAUUACUCCUCUUGGCUCCGUAAGCAAGGUGGCUCCGCUGCCUCGAUUGCAUCGAAGAAAGUCCACAAACGUUUUUGAUGACAAUGCAAGUUCUUCUCCAGAUCAGAAGGAAAAUUUUCUGAAAAGACACACUCAAGACACAUUGGUAACAAGCACGGCAAAACUGUUGAAAUCUGACGAUGCUUUAAUGAUACCCAAGGCUCGAGCGGCUCUUUUUCAGGAGAAGAAAGAGAAGGAAUCCAAAAUAAAGGAAUUUACGCUAAGCGCAAAGUCCUUUUAUAAUCUGUCUUCCAAAGAUCCAAAAAGGGAAAGGACAAAAUCUUUCGUUAUGCAAAGAAAAGAGUCAGAAAGAUCAUACAAAAGACGAAGUUUGCCAACAAAUCACAGACGCUCGGUGAAGAGACGUCGGCUAGGAGAAAUUAAUGCUGGGGUUUACCACGCGAUUAAAAAGCCUAAAACUAAGCGUAAUGUUCCGCGGACUGAAGCAUGUAAAAAAGAGAAACAUUCUUCACCAUCCAAACAACUUCAAAAUUCCUCCGAUGACAAUGAAGAGAAUUCAUUCAGAAGUAAAAUUCCAAAAUUGGACAACAUUCCUGUAUUGCAAAGAGCACCAUCUCCAGAAGUUGAUCCUAGUAAACGAUUCUUUAAAACAAACCGAACGAUUAAAUCAAAUCAUGUGGCUACUGUAACGGUAAAUAAUAAAAUUAAGUUGUGUGUGUCGGAUGGCAAAAUUGUACUCAAUAAAAAAAAGAAAUCUCGAAACAACAUGCUCAGGAAGCCAAAAAUUAAUGAUCUCUCAUUUGAUGCUUCUGAUCUAACGGUAGAUGAACCAGAAAAUGAAGCAAGGGUAAAACAUAACAAUGUUGCAGACAUUUUGAAAAUUUUGGAGGAUGAUUGGGCUGAUGAUGAUUACGACAAAAUGGGAACAUUGACUGCUUCUGAGGUUGCAGUUUCACCAAAGAAGUCAACAAUUAACCUCGAGGAUAUAAUGAUGUCGCCCGCUAGUGAAUUGAGCAACAUGACCUCUGUAAUGAAUAUCAAAGAUCCUUGCUCUGUAAAUGCUAAUCAAAUUAUUAAUGGCAAGGAAUCUGAUGGUAAAGAAAAGAUGCACAAAGAGAACACAAUAAAGUACUAUCCCCUGUUUGAAAAGGGAUACUCUGGACAGCAUUUCGACGAUGAUAAUAGCAACAAAAAAAGUAGAGGAUUAAAAAGACCUGCACAUUGGGAGACGUUAAUGAAAUGUGGGGCUGCUAACGAUCAAUAUCAAUUGGAUGCAGGCCAAAAACGAUUCGGUGAAACACAGUGUACCGAAUGUGGUAUUGUUUAUCAAUUGGGUGAUCCUGAAGAUGAGAACUCUCACUUAAAUUAUCACAAUAGUCUCAAGACUAUGAAUUUUAAUGGUUGGAAAAAAGAACGAGUCGUAUUCGAAGAUCCCUUCACAGCGAGCAAAAUAAUUUUAAUCGAACCCAACGAUCCUGUGCAUUGCUGGAAAAAAGUUACAGAAGUAUUGGGCGUCAUCGAUAGAGAAUUAGGUUUGUCUGAUGUGCACAUCACCAAUAGAGAUAACAGGAAGGUUUACUUCUACUUGAGAUCUAAAACAAUCCUAGGAGUUUUGGUAGCGGAUUAUGCGAAAACUGCUCACCGCAUGAUCCCAGACUUAAUGGAAUUUGAUUGCUGCACAGUGGAGAGCACGCCAGUGAAAUGUGGAAUAAAUAUUAUCUGGACAGCAAUGAGCCAUCGCAGACAAGGCAUUGCUACAAAACUCGUUGACAUACUUAGAUCGAACUACUAUUUUGGCUACACAAUGACCAUGGAAGACAUUGCAUUCUCUAUGCCAACCCCAAGUGGCAAAAUCUUUGCUGAGAAAUACACAAAAAUUCGAAACUUCAAAGUUUACAGUUAAAACACUUCGUGCUGAUCUUUUUAUUACAGCAUUAUUUAUCAGGAGGUAUAAAUAUUACAACUGAUUUUACUACCUUUUCUUUUAUAUAUUCAUUACAACCAAUUUUAAAAACCCCUUUGUUUUUUUUAACUUUAACGCCAGUUGAUCAUAUCUGUCAGAGUAUAUCCUUUGUUUUUUUAGAAAUGGAUGGUACAGCUCAUAAAAUUUUAAUUACGACGAGUCGUGCCGAAGCAACUACUCCGCGUAUAAUAAUAAAAAUUUACAGAACUCAGAUCAUUGACGAAUCGUAAAUGGUAUUUAUUUUUGACAGUUCUCGAUCCCAUGGAUAAAUACACCGUUGGUAGUACAAAAACUCUUAAUGUUCUAAAACGUCUCUAAAAAACUAUCCGCAUAUUUGACAGGGUCUCCCGUAAGCUAAAUAAAUAACACUGAAAGUUUUAUUUUCCAAUAUAUGUACGUACGUAACGACACCUCUGUAAAAUAAAAGAGUUUCAUAAUUUUUA